UGCCCCUCCGCCCUUCGGUCUCUCACUCUCGUGAUUCCAGAAAAGGACAGCGCAGGUGACAACAAUUAAGAGAUGGAAGAUUCGCGAUAUCAGUGAUUACUACUCGAAAGGAUUCCCGUCUUCUUUAUCCUUUAAUCGAUCUUUUAAGAUCGAGCGACAUCGUCUAGAAACCACGUGACGUCUAAGGGAGAAAAAAAGGACGGAAGGUGUUUCAGGAUGAAGACAGAAUUGCAGAUGUCAUUAUGCCUUGCGGCAUUGAUCCUAACGAUAGUCGCUGAAGAUAAGCCAACGAACACGGUUUCGGUGUCAUCAAAUUCACCGGGACUACAAAGCAACACGCUACAGAAGCUGAUCAAGAUAUUGGAGAAAUAUGGUCUGGAAGAGCAGAGAGGAUUGAAGAGGGUCUACCUGAGCAACAGGUCGAUCACUUGCAACGAUGGCUCGCAGGCGGGCUUUUACCUACGUAAGUCGCACGGUUCGAAGAGGUGGAUCAUUUUCUUGGAAGGUGGCUGGUAUUGUUAUGAUCAUAAGAGCUGUAGAAACAGGUGGCUCAAAUUGAGACACCUUAUGACGUCCACCCAAUGGCCCGAAACACGUGACGUUGGCGGAUUGUUAUCAGGAAAUCCAGAAGAGAAUCCAUUUUGGUGGAACGCGAAUCACGUGUUUGUACCGUAUUGUACGAGCGACAGCUGGAGCGGUACGAGAACCUCGCCCAACGAUAUGUUUUCCUUUAUGGGAGCUGAGAUCGUCUCACAGGUUGUACGAGAUCUGAUACCGCUUGGCCUUGAGAAUGCAAGCUCGUUGUUACUGGCUGGUAGCAGUGCAGGUGGAAUUGGUGUUAUGCUUAACCUAGAUCACGUCCAAAAUUUGGUUCAUCAGGAAUUAGGAUUAAAACACAUAGCCAUACGCGGUGUCUCCGAUUCAGGCUGGUUUCUGGACAGAGCACCAUACUCACCGAAUGGUCUAUCACCUGUCGAUGCUGUUCACAAAGGAAUGGAACUUUGGAAAGCACGUAUACCACACAAUUGCGUCGUUAAACAUCCGGACGAACCUUGGAGAUGUUAUUUUGGUUAUCGUCUUUAUCCGACCUUGACUGCUCCGUUGUUCGUCUUUCAAUGGCUCUUCGACGAGGCUCAAAUGUCGGCUGACAAUGUUGGUGCACCUGUUACGAAACAACAAUGGGAUUAUAUUCACAAAAUGGGUGACAGUUUGAGGCAGACUUUCGAAAACGUCACCGCUGUCUUUGCACCGAGCUGCAUCAGUCACAGUGUUUUAACGAAGAGGGAUUGGCAGUUGGUUAAAAUCGACGAGGUUUCAUUGGCACAGGCUUUGCAUUGUUGGGAACAAAUGCCACUUGGAAAUCAUCGUAACGAUACUCAUUCCGAGAUCGAGACGAAUCAGCCCUGUACGAAAUCAUUAAGGAAACUUCUUCGUUCCGGUCUCACGAAAAACAACGGGACCUUGGUCCAACUUGGAAGGGCUGAAAAAAAUAGUUUAUCAACUGAGACGAGAAAGAAGAGUUAUUCGAACGGCGUAGUUAAAAUUGACGAGAAAGGAACUAGUACGACAUCCGGUCCAGAAAGAGAAAAUAAAAAGAGAAGGAGAAGAAAGCAUAAGGGUCGAAGAAGGGAUAGAAACAAGGAUGGAAGGAUGAAAAAGGAAAAACACGAGAGAAGAAAGGCCUCGGGACGGCGAAAAAGUGGGAAACAAAGUAACGACAACAACACACACGCAGGAAUGUUCAAUGGUACGAGGCCACAACGUUCGGUGAUACCUAAUGGAAAACGGAAAUGCAUCCAGGGCUGUCACUUCCGGUUGAUCGAGCGUUGCACUUGGCCGCAAUGCAAUCACAGCUGUCCAAAGCUUCACAAUCCGUUCACAGGCGAAGAGAUGGACUUUAUCGAGUUACUUAAGAGCUUCGGUCUCGACAUGAAGAGCGUAGCUAAUGCCCUCGGCAUCGACAUACAAACCUUGAACAGUAUGGACCACGAUGAGCUCUUGAAUCUUCUUACGCAGCAAGCCAACUAAUAAAUUUUCAAAGUAAGCUUAACAACCAUCUUCGUUAUAUAAUAAUUUUUUUUGCAUACCAAAAUGUACAUACGAUAUUAUCGCUAUUGGGACUCGUUCUUUUUUCUUUUUUUUUUCUUUUCUUUUCUUUUUUCUUUAUUUUCUUUUUUCGAGAUCGUUCGAUAAUCUUUUCGAUAUUUAUCCUUUAUAUUUUUUUAAUUCCUUUUUUUUUCUUUUUUUUAAUUCUGCUUUCUUCUUUUCCGUUUCUUUAUCUUCGUUUCGAAUUAAAAUUUUAUUCUUGCGAGAGUCCUGCGAUAGUUUUUGUUCUUUAAUUAAUUAAUUAAUUAAUUGGUACGUAUGAGGGAUAGUAAUUUUUUUAUUUAAUUCAAUCGUAACAAACACGAAUGGCGCUUAUUUGACUUAGGUAGAAUCGAUUACAACCAAAUUGCGAAUGUACAUAGGAUUUACCGUAGGAUCAACGUUGUUCUUAUAUUUAUCUUCCUAUUUUUUUCUCUUUCUUUCUUUCUUCCUCUGGGACCAAAAUUUUCUUACGAGUCAUUUGAUUAAUUUAUCGAAUUAAUCGAUCAGUACGAUAGAUUGUAAUUUUUUUUCUCAAUUGUCAUCGUUAACGAAUCCGAAUUCGUCUUGAAUAGAAUCGAUUAUGCAUCGCUUCGAUUACGUCGAAUAAUAAUUUUUUAUUAAAUCGACGUUGUUCAACCAAAACGUAACUGUACAUACGAUUUUAAUCAUAAGAUUCACG
Messenger RNA from Vespula vulgaris, 2767 nucleotides. It is a transcript of the gene Notum, whose product is annotated as palmitoleoyl-protein carboxylesterase NOTUM. Lineage: Eukaryota; Metazoa; Arthropoda; Insecta; Hymenoptera; Vespidae. Gene Ontology annotation, molecular function: hydrolase activity. The record is from RefSeq and is a predicted model, not a curated record. Bases 217 to 2028 code for a protein of 603 amino acids. The transcript has 9 exons.